GAGACAAUACAGUGCUUUGUCCAAAUAAUUAAUCAUUAGAUGUGACUAUUAAAAAAAAUAAUAGUGUUUGUCCUUUGAGAUGUUCUCUUGUUAUAUAGGGCACACCAGGCUCAAUAUCUCCACACACCAUUGCAUUUGCAUUUGCUCUUCUAUAGCUCUGUUUUGUUUCCAUGGCAGAAAAAGUAGCAGCAAAUGAUGCCAGGCACACUGUACUGGCUAAGUUUAAGGCAGAUCUGAGUGCCCAAGAGCUUGAACAACUCAUCAUAGAUCUGGAAGAUCUUUGCUCUAACUUAGAUUUUGUAAAGUCUUUUGAAUGGGGAACUGAUUUGGGAGAAGUGAAACGACAGAAAGGCUUCACUCACAUAUUUGUAAUAACAUUUUAUGAGGCAGGAGGACUUGCCGAAUAUGUGUCGCAUCCCGCUCACAAAGCCUAUGCUAUCAAAUUCAUGGCCUCCAUUGAAGACAUCCUUAUUCUUGAUUACCAACCAUCAUAUACUAAGUCAAACAUCACCCUUUCUAUCUCAUAACAUAUUUCCUUGUGAUAAUAAGUUAUGUGCAGUUUAAUAUUUUAAAUCAAUAAAAACUUUGUUUUUA
Molecule: messenger RNA, 594 nt
Organism: Cryptomeria japonica (Japanese cedar)
Lineage: Eukaryota; Viridiplantae; Streptophyta; Pinopsida; Cupressales; Cupressaceae
Product: stress-response A/B barrel domain-containing protein HS1
Exons: 2
Coding region: 171-527 (118 amino acids)
Biological process (GO): pollen tube adhesion
Source: RefSeq, a predicted model, not a curated record